AUGCGAACUAUUAUACGCGAUAUUGAGCCAUCGACUUCUUGUCUGCGUCGCAAUGUUUAUCAUUUGCAUAUACCGCUAUUUGUUUUGGAUGCGAUACGCUUAUUUCAAGACCAUCCCAAGUAUGUACAUGGCCUAAAGGAAUGUCACAUAUUGGCUUUGCUGGAAAAAGAAUCAUUCGCCUGCGGUGAUUUAGAGUCUCAGGUGAAGAUGGCUCUUAAGGAAUUAACUGCUUCCGGUUUUGUGCGGUAUGUCUGCCAAGGUUAUCGUACCUUAGGUCCAUUCGCUAAAUUAGCUUUGGCUCGCACCCCCCGCCAAUUCAAUGUUGCUUGGGAUCGUCUAACAGAAAUGCAAAAAAUUAGUUGUAGUAGUUUAACUUCGCCUAGCAGUUCGCGAUCUAACACUUGCGCUUAA
Molecule: messenger RNA, 411 nt
Organism: Glossina fuscipes
Lineage: Eukaryota; Metazoa; Arthropoda; Insecta; Diptera; Glossinidae
Exons: 2
Coding region: 1-411 (136 amino acids)
Source: RefSeq, a predicted model, not a curated record